Eremomyces bilateralis CBS 781.70 is the source of this 1348-nucleotide messenger RNA. RefSeq names its product Thioesterase/thiol ester dehydrase-isomerase. Bases 419 to 1348 code for a protein of 309 amino acids. Gene Ontology annotation, cellular component: peroxisome. The transcript is spliced from 3 exons. The record is from RefSeq and is a predicted model, not a curated record. NCBI's taxonomy places the organism in Eukaryota, Fungi, Ascomycota, Dothideomycetes, Eremomycetales, Eremomycetaceae.
GGAUCUUCGUCCCAAGCCACUAUCACCACCUACCAUGGUACGUACCUGCACUUCCACCCGCAUUUUACAGCGUUCCGCUUCGUGCCACCACAGUAUUUAGGGAACGCAAUUCCCCCAUUAAUUCAAAACCCAACUCUCAUUUCCAACACGACUUCUCCUCACGAUUCCCCAAUGGCGUCUACUAAUCGCGUCACCGCUGUCAAGCUCCGGCACCGGCAACCUCGGCAACCGGCCAUGGCUGGGUCCCCCAUCGCCAGCUUCUCCGCGUGGGAGAAAAUCCGCGAGCUUCCCCGUCCAUCGAUUCUUUUAUUUCGACAUCCAUUGCAAGUUGAGAGAAGCCGUCUGAUACUUCCAAAUAUUCAAUCCUCCUUUCAUUCGACGAGACAAUUAGUACCCGUGGAAUACCCCAAUCGACAACAUGAGCUCCCCAGGCGCCGGCUUUGAGUUCCCCUCCUUCGAUGUCUCGUGGUUGAAGCGGGAUGCGUUGCUGUUUGCGAACAGCAUCGGCGCUACGGUCGAUGAGCUUCACUUCCUCUACGAACUCCACCCAGAGUUCGCCGUCUUUCCCACCUAUCCCAUCAUCCUCCCCUUCAAGCACACCAACCAAGAAGUCAUCGACUUCUAUGCCCGUGCGUCCGCCACGCCGAUCCCCGGCGUCCCGAAGCUCGACAGCAAGCGCACCGUGGAUGGUGAGCGGAAGAUGACCUUCCUCAAGCCGAUCCCGACCACCAGCGAGGGCCGCCAGUUCGAGGUGCGCUCCAAAGUCAUCGGCGUCUACGACAAGGGGAAGCCCGGCACCGUCGUCGAGACCGAGAGCAGCUUGGUGGAUAAGCUGAGUGGGGAGGUGUAUACGACGGUGAUUGGGAGCGGGUUCUACGUUGGGCAGGGCGGAUGGGGCGGACCGAAGGGCCCCAAAAACCCCACCUUCAACCCCCCCGCCGACAAGAAGCCCGACGCUACCUACACCGUCCAAACCACCCCGGAAACCGCGCAUCUCUACCGCCUCAACGGCGACUAUAACCCCCUGCACGCGGACCCGGUCCCCGGCGUGCAGAUGGGCUUCGGCGGCACGAUCAUGCACGGGCUGUUCUCGUGGAACGCGGCGGCGCACGGGGUGUUGAAGCUGUUCGGCGGGUCGGACCCCGCGAACAUGCGGGAGUUCCAGGCGCGGUUCGCGAGCCCCGUGAAGCCCGGUGAUAAGUUGGUGACGGAGAUUUGGCGGACGGGGAGUGUGGAUGGGAAGGGGUUUGAAGAGUUGAGGUUCGUGACGAAGGUGGUGGGAGGGAAGGUGGCGUUGAGUAAUGGGAGGGCGUUGGUGAGGGUGGUGGGGGGGAAGGCUAAGUUGUAG